This is a messenger RNA of Toxotes jaculatrix (banded archerfish), 1308 nucleotides long. It is a transcript of the gene batf, whose product is annotated as basic leucine zipper transcription factor, ATF-like. Gene Ontology annotation, biological process: regulation of transcription by RNA polymerase II. Gene Ontology annotation, molecular function: DNA-binding transcription factor activity, RNA polymerase II-specific; RNA polymerase II cis-regulatory region sequence-specific DNA binding. Gene Ontology annotation, cellular component: nucleus. The record is from RefSeq and is a predicted model, not a curated record. NCBI's taxonomy places the organism in Eukaryota, Metazoa, Chordata, Actinopteri, Toxotidae. The transcript has 3 exons. Bases 307 to 678 code for a protein of 123 amino acids.
GAGAGAGAGAGAGAGAGAGAGCGAGAGAGAGAGAGAGAUAAAGGAAGAGAGCAUGAGCGAGAGUGAAAGAGAAGGAGGAGUGACAGAAAGGGAAAGAAAAGAGGGAAGAAGGAGACCAAUUACUCAUUAAGUCCUAAGCUAAGUUCUUCUCAGCAACUCGUUCUGCUACACAGACUCUCUCUCUCCCUCUCUCUCCCUCUCACACACACACAUACACACACCACACUCACAUACACACACACGUCUACUCAAAAACACAAAGCAGAAGUGGACAAAGACACACGGUUUCAGUCGUCGCGGUUGGCUAUGGCUCAGGGCUCUGACAGCAAUGACACAAGUUACAAGUCCCCGUCACCUGGAAGCAGGCCGAGCUCCUCAGAUGAUGCGAAGAAGGUGAUGCGGAGGGAGAAGAACAGGAUUGCUGCUCAGAAGAGCAGGAUGAGGCAAACUCAGAAAGCUGACAGCCUACACUUGGAGAGUGAGAACCUGGAGAAGGAGAACGCUGCCUUGAGGAAGGAGGUGAAACAGCUGACAGAGGAGGCCAAGUACCUGUCGUCCGUGCUGAGCAGCCACGAACCACUGUGCACCGGCCUGGCUCCUCAGACCCCCGACCUCCUCUACCCUCCUCAUCACAGCAGCUACCACCAGCACAUCACUGUACCACACUACCAGCACUGACCUGACUGACUAAGGAUACGGCCGACGAUGUGCUGCGAAACAGAUGACUGACCUCAAUGGAGAGAGACUGACUGGAGAUGUAUCUAUAAAUGUUGACCACUGUUCAAAACUGAUCGAGGAGUUACAUGACAGGCUGAUAUGUCUGCCACACAAUGACAGUAUGGAACCCAAACUGUAACAUGCAGUAUUCAAAACUAUUUAUUUUGCUUCUACUCAUCUAUUUGCUUUUAUCUGAUGAUAUCAGUGAUCUGUAUGUGAACUUAAAUGGCUCUAUGGCUAGAAUUAUCAACCAGUCUAUGUUUACAUUGGGUGAAAUAACCAACUUACUGUAUGUUCAGGUGACUCAGUCGAUAUAUUUUUUUGUAAAUUGCUUCUUUUCAGUGUCAUAGAGAGGACCUUCGUCAUCCUGUCAUGUUUGGAGAUUGUUCAUGCGUUUCAGUGUGUAAGUGUAGAUCGAUAAUGCUCAGGACUUUUUUUUUUUUGACAGAUUUGAUUGUGGACAAACAGAAUGUAACAUCAAGAUCCUACAUAGGUUUAGAUGUACCAAAAAAAGAAAAAUGAAUUUACAAAAAAAAAGAAAGAAGAAAAAGCAAGAAAGAAAGAAAAAAGAAAUGACUGGUUGUGAAGAAA